This is a messenger RNA of Magnolia sinica, 1035 nucleotides long. RefSeq lists its product as uncharacterized. The coding region runs from base 524 to 856 and encodes 110 amino acids. NCBI's taxonomy places the organism in Eukaryota, Viridiplantae, Streptophyta, Magnoliopsida, Magnoliales, Magnoliaceae. The record is from RefSeq and is a predicted model, not a curated record. The transcript is spliced from 3 exons.
AAUUGAACUGGUAUGCUCCUCCAUACAUGGACUAAAAAAAAUUAUCUUCCUAGCACAUUUGAAGUGUUAGCUAUUAGGUCCCUAAUUGAAUUGAAAUGAAGUAUAUAGUUGUUGGGAUUUUGUGGUUUUGCCAUAGAAGUGGGCAUUGCAUGAGUUUUAUUAUACUUUGUUUAUCUGGUUACUUAAUGUUAGAAAGUCACAGGUCUGUUUGGAUGUACGGCAGAUAAGAAGUGGUGUGGAUGGGUGAUUUUGGUAUAGAAGUGUCCCGCCUUCCUCACUAGCUACUUGAUAUCGCUGGACUGUCAUUCUGCUGUUUGAUAUUGUAUAGGAGUUGCUGAUUUGUUUGAUAUAGAAUCCAUUCUCUUUUUCAUGUGAAAUUUCAGUUGGUUCCUCUCCUUAUGUGGGUAUUGGUAAGAGAGAGAGGGAGUAGUCUUGUGUGUUUCAGAUCAAAGAGAGAUGAGCUUUAGUGAUGUAGUAUUGUGGUUGUGGGUGCCUUAACUUGUAUUGUCCAGCUCUGGAAGGGAUGAUGAAGAAUCUGAAAGUAGAUCCUUCUUCUGAAGCCAUUGAUUCCAAUGUGGCUGCUUCAAAGGAUGGAAGCCCAUUUGAUGCCACAUCAUGUAUAUCCUCAUCGGGGGAUGCGACAAGUAGUUUCCAGGAGAGCGAUGUAGAUCAUGAAUCUUUGAUAGCUGAGCAGGGGAUCUAUUAUCCGGCAAGCAACUACUAUGGAUACUGUUAUCCAGGUUUGUUAUGUUUGUUGGGAUUGGUAUCUUUAGAGCAUUUGAUGGCGUCUUGGAGCUUCUGGUUUGUGCUGGCAGAAGUCUGCCCGAAGCUAUCAUGUGGAAGGGGACCUUACUAAAACAGUUCAUGUGGAAGGCUGUGUGGCAGUUUGUUUGUUUUGAAAACUUUAAAUAGACCAUUAAUUGUUUUGUUGGUAUUGUGCUAAUUGUUGUCUUGAUGGAUGUUAAAUGGGUGAAACAUGCACAAGUUCAAUUAUUGGUUGAUUAUAAUAUUGUUAACUUUUGUUGAUAGAAACUA